Messenger RNA from Ophidiomyces ophidiicola, 1875 nucleotides. RefSeq lists its product as uncharacterized. Lineage: Eukaryota; Fungi; Ascomycota; Eurotiomycetes; Onygenales; Onygenaceae. The transcript is spliced from 2 exons. Bases 1 to 1875 code for a protein of 624 amino acids. The record is from RefSeq and is a predicted model, not a curated record.
AUGGCACGAGAACAUCAAACUAGUGGUAUGGAAGCUGCCGAUGAUAGCAUGCAAGCCGCUCGGCAGUUAAAGUCUUCGCUUCGACAAUCGAUCGGGGAAGACAAUCAAUGCUCCCUCCCGAGAAGCUCAUCAAAACGGAAGCUGUCCGUGGUAAUUGUCGGGAACCUCGAUACUCCAUCUGCCGCGCUCUCUGAAACAUCCCGCGAUGAUAUUCUGCAUGGAGACUCCGAACUCAGUCCAAUCUACGACCAAGCUACACCCCCCAAGCGAUUUAGAUCGAACGAUUGGCCACUUACAAACAAUACUCCCAUUUUAACAGAGAGUCAUGCAGUGCGAAAUAGCAACCAACCUUCACUGAGUUCAAGAAGAGGUCGAAAUGGACCAGAUGCCCGUUACUCAUCUGCCAUAUCACCAGGCCGUAGGUCGCGAUUUAAAGAAGGCAGUAUGCGGGAUCGCAUUAGCGUCAAACCACCUCCUGAAUUUACCGGAGAGCUUGAAAACUCCCCGCCCUACUGCGGCGAAGAGGAAUACAACCGAGGAGGGCCAAGGUCCCCAUACAAAAGCCCAUUCUCCCACUUAGCUACCAAGACAAUCCCUCAAUCCCCCCUGCCUGCUGUGACCAGGGAUGACUCUAAUACAAAGGAGCCUGGAAUAGUUCGCUUUGGAAAGAAGUUCGCUUCAGCUUUCAGGUUCUCUGGCGUGUUCCAUAACGUCUCUGAGAUUUGGAAAGGCCCGCAAGACGAGAACAAACCGCCGUCAGGUCCUGAGAUUUGUUUGGAUAGAAAGGCUCGUGCUGAGAAGGCAUAUGCUGACCUCAAGGCCUCGGGAUAUCCAGGUACCAGGAAGGAAACUUACUCAAGUAUGAAUAACCGAGCAAGAACUGCAAGCCCCGUGAAAGUUAGCAAUAGUGGAUCUUUCACAAAAUCCCCCAAAAACCCACUUAGGGAAAAUUUGAGAAUCGCUUCUGAUGUUAAUAAGGACCUUCCCCCGCCUCCCCUGGGAUUUGAACGUCCUAUAGAGCCCAUUAUUCGAUCCACGAGGUCGUUCAAUUCUGUCUCUCCGAGAGGACGCGCCUCAACCGCAAACGGGCAUAGAACUCUCCCAAAACAAUCUUCCAUGAGAGAUUUACUAAAGAAGGAAAAAUUGAAAGAGAGGUUAACUAGAAAGGUCAGUAAACUAGAGGAGGAGUGGGAAAAAGCCCAAAAGGAACUUCGAGCUUUGUCAUCAGAUGGAGAAUUUAGCUUCUCUUUAUCAUCCCUUUCUCCAGGCCGUGGACGAAGAAAGUUUGUUCCAGGGAGGCUACCAUCGUUGCCAUCUGAGCGGUUGCUUCAGACACAGGUAAAGGAAGAUGAAAAGAAGGAUCAAGUAGAGAAUGCAAAAAGGACAAUCAAAACGGACGUGCCAUCCGGCCCAAGCCCCUUGCGAAGAUCAUCCGUCCGAAUCAACCGAAAAGCACCGAUCAUAGGAAAACGAAAGAGUUCAAUUGCCAGUUCUUCUUCACAUGAAUACUACUAUAGCCAGGAUACAGAUACCACGGAUGACAAAGAAAAUAUAGUACCUAUGAAGAAGCUAAAAGAAUAUGGCGAUUCAUGCAACCCGCCAACGCGGGUCCAACCCCCUAGAAAGGCGAAAACUGAGACAAAUAGUUCAAUUCAAGAACAGACUCGCAUCCAGAACUCUUACAAGAUGCCGAUUUCAAAUUCAAAUACCAGAAAUAGCCCACCGAGUACUCGCCUCAGAUCCAAGAAUUCGCAAAAUUAUGCAUUCACCGCGACACCGGGACUAAAUGGUGUCCCUCCUGUACCUCCAUUGCCAGAACAGCUAGCAAAUGAUCUCAACCGGGCAAAUUUUCAAUGGCCCGAUGAAUGUUUUUAA